AUGACCCGGAGCGCCGCGCCGCCGGCCGCGGCCUUCUUACUUGUACACGCCAAUCAUAUUUCCGUGCUGGACGAGCCGCUCAUGUGGGGCGUGCUGCCUCCGCCAUACUUUCGUGACCCUCGGAGCGUGCGCUGGAGCCUCGGUGCCAGUGACAUCAUCUUCAAAAACGACUUUUGCCGCUGGUUCUUCCGCCACGGCCAGACACUCGAAGUCGUCCGCGGCGCCGGCAUCUUCCAACGCUCCCUCCACGAAGCACUGGCGCGCCUCGCCGAGGGCCAGUGGGUGCAUUUGUUCCCCGAAGGCUAUGUGAAUCUGACGCGCUCUACGCGCAUGCGCCGCUUCAAGUGGGGCGUCUCGCGCCUGGUGCUCGAGGCGCCGCAUACCCCCCUCGUCGUGCCCAUCUGGCUCAUGGGCAUGGACCAGGUCAUGCCGCACCCCCGCGCGCACCCCCGGUGGCUUCCCCGCCCGGGCGCAGAUAUCGGCAUCACAUUUGGCGACCCUGUGGAUGUGUCGACGUUUGUCCAGGCCUACCAGCAGUGGCGCGCCGCGCCGGCCGCGGCCGUGCCGGCUUUCGACGUCGACGCGCCCUCUGAGCAUUUGUACCGCGACACGCCGCUGCGCCCUGAUGACGCACCGGGCUAUGCGCACAUCCGCAGCUGCCUUGCGGCGCACCUCCGCACACACCUCGCGCGUGUCGGCUCUGAAACCCGCCGCGAGUGGGGCCUAGGCGAAGGCGAAGGCACCUUGGCGCAUCGUCCUGAUCAAGGUGUCUAG
Malassezia sympodialis ATCC 42132 is the source of this 774-nucleotide messenger RNA. RefSeq lists its product as uncharacterized. The coding region runs from base 1 to 774 and encodes 257 amino acids. Gene Ontology annotation, molecular function: 1-acylglycerophosphocholine O-acyltransferase activity. Gene Ontology annotation, biological process: inner mitochondrial membrane organization; cardiolipin acyl-chain remodeling. Gene Ontology annotation, cellular component: mitochondrial membrane. The transcript is spliced from 2 exons. NCBI's taxonomy places the organism in Eukaryota, Fungi, Basidiomycota, Malasseziomycetes, Malasseziales, Malasseziaceae. The record is from RefSeq and is a predicted model, not a curated record.